Messenger RNA from Orussus abietinus, 2105 nucleotides. Its product is annotated as 27 kDa hemolymph protein. The record is from RefSeq and is a predicted model, not a curated record. The coding region runs from base 288 to 1229 and encodes 313 amino acids. The transcript has 4 exons. NCBI's taxonomy places the organism in Eukaryota, Metazoa, Arthropoda, Insecta, Hymenoptera, Orussidae.
GUCGAUCGGACGGUACGGACGUGGUCGGUAGUCGCGAUCAAGCUCAGCGGCGUGGCGCGCUGACGGAGGCGAAUAGGGUUAGAAAACUGGUGUGGCUGCUUUCGCGUCGCACGAGGUUUGAAUGAAGGUUUAUCAAAGGGAGUUGCAGUCAUGACUUGCUCAUAAUUCUCUGUGCCCCCUUCGAGUCGGAGUGUAUACCCCACCAGGAAAGACCAUUGUUGCGAAUCGGCUGACUCGCCGCGUUGUUUUAGGUUAAAAUCCACAGUACGCGCUCAAACUGCUUCGUCAUGAAGUGCAAAAAAAUGGGAGCUUUCUGGCAACUCAUCACUCUGCUGCUGAUCAGUGUGAUUUAUUCCUGCGAGGGCUCUCAGGACAGCCAGCCGAGUAAUGACGAAUUGCUGGAGAAAAUCCCUGGACUGGAAAACAUUCCUGGACUUAACAGUGUCAAUGCUUCUGCGUUGCCGACAGCUGAGGAUGCUAAAAACCUGCUGAAAAAGAAGUGCGAUAAAUACGGGGGACCAAAAGCCUUCGAAAAUGCCCUGGCUGGCCAAGAACAGCUACAACAUUGCGUCGCAGGCCUCGUUAAUGUCACCGUACUACAAAAUGAAAUGGAAAAAGCCAAACCAGAAGGAGAGUUAGACACAGUGUUUAAGAAUUAUUGUCGGAAGUCUCCGCUUUUCAAGAACUGCUUAAACAAUUUUGCCAAUUCGUUGGAACCCUGUUUCACUGAAAAAGAACGCGACAGCAGGAAGAUCAUUCAAAAUGUCACGGACUCGCUCUUGAACUUUAUUUGCUUCAAGGAGGGAGAUCGUAUCGCUCUCUUUAUCUCUGCCGGUGGACCGGAAUGUAUCCAGCAGAAACAAGCAGGUAUACAAGACUGUAUCAAUGGCACUUUUGGAAGUUCCAUUCCAUCCUCCACUCUGAAGAAUGGAGUACCGGCUGGAAUUGAAAGUCUGCCUACGUUCACAUUUGACAGCAAAGACUGCACUGAUAUCGUCUCGUUGCAAACUUGCGUGGUUAAAGAAUUAGAAACGUGUACAGAUCCGACGACAGCGAAUAUCGUUGACUCAUUGUUCAACUUCAUUAAAAAAGUGACACCAUGCGAUAACCUGCUUAGUGCGAAAGCAGCAGCAGCUACCGGUGAUGAUAUAGCUGAAAGCUCGGCAUCUACCAUCAGUACUACUAUUACAGUGACACUUCUCACCUUAGUGUCUCUUAAAUAUCUUUAAAACGAUGGAAUAAGCGAUGUCUCUAAUUUAAGAGUUUAUAUUUUUUAAAUGAAAAAUCACAGGACAAACUGACAACACAAUCGAAUCCUCCUGACGAUCAUCGGUCAGAUGAUAAUAUGCAGAUUCAGAGAGAUCGCUAGAUAUUUGUUUAAACAAUCAACUCAGAGUGAAAGUACCGCCUUUAAAAAAGGAUGUUCAUUAUGAUCCUGACAAUAUAAAUAUUCAUUGUGAGAUUGUAUUCAAAUAAAUUGAAUGCUUUUAUACCAAAUAGGUAUGAUGGAGGGUGGUUAUCAAGGAAGUUUAAUAGUCAUAAUCUAUAAAAGUCUAAUAUUGUCCUACUGGAAAUGUCAAAUUUGUACGUUACGGUAAUCGCUACCUGAUACUUGAUAGAUUAUAGUGAUAUGUACAAUACAUAUAUCAGUUUGUUUCGUCGGUUUACAAAUUACAAUCUUGAAAACUAUUAACAAUUAUCUGCUAUACGUUUAGAAGGAAUCCAACUAGUUUUGUUACAUUAUGAAUCAGGUGCUUGAGCAAGUCUGAAAAAAACAUACUAAACAAAAGUAUUACCAAAACCCAAUACUAAAUCUAAAUAUAAGUAGACCGAAGCACAGCUUCAUGUUUAAUCUCCCGAUUUCUACAGGUUCUUUUCGUUAUGCGUUAAACAUGAAAAGGUGAUUAUUAGGACUGAUCAUGAGGCCUUCUCAUUAUAAAGAUCAACCAGAUAGAGGAUAAAUCAUAAUAUAUUUAUAAUUACGAACUACUGCAUAAGAAUUAUCCAGAAGUGUCGAUCGUCGCCUUCUGACAGUCAUGAAAAAGUUUGUAUUUAUUGUUCUGUAUUUGUGUAUCAAAUAAUAUACAUUUUUGUAAUUACUGCGA